AUGGACCUCCCGACGCCGCUCGCCGCCUCGCCCGCCCGCAGCGGCCCACAUGGCGGCAGCGGCCGCCUGCUGAGGGGCCCGGAAGAUGGCGGGCGCGGGGAGGCCCCCGAGGACGGCGGCGGCGGCGGCGGCGGCGGCGACUCCAUCGUGGUCGUCCUGGAAGUGGCGCUCGGCGCCGCCGCCGACGCCCCCGCACGCCCCGCGGCGGUGCCCGCCUACCGCUGCCCGGAGCCGCGGUGCGCGCUGGGCUUCGGCAAGAAGCAGCAGCUGAAGCUGCACCUGCUGACGCACGGCAGCGGCCCGGACCGGCGGCCGUUCAAGUGCGCGCUGGAGGGCUGCGGCUGGGCCUUCACCACGUCCUACAAGCUCAAGCGCCACCUGCAGUCGCACGACAAGCUCCGGCCGUUCUGCUGCCCGGCGGGCGGCUGCGGCAAGAAGUUCACCACCGUGUACAACCUCAAGACGCACAUGAAGGCCCACGAGCAGGAGAGCCAGUUCAAGUGCGACGUGUGCGCCGAGGGCUUCCCCACGCACGCCAGGCUCAGCGCCCACCAGCGCAGCCACUUCGAGCCCGAGCGCCCGUAUAAGUGCGACUUUCCGGGUAAAGGCGCCUGGCGGACCUGCGGCGGGGAGAAGCACAACGAUGACCGGAGGUUCCCCUGCCCCGUCGAAGGCUGCGGGAAGUCAUUCAGGAGAGCAGAACACCUGAAAGGCCACAGUGUAACCCACCUGGGCACAAAGCCAUUCAAGUGUCCCGUGGAAGGGUGCCGCGCCCGCUUCUCCGCCCGCAGCAGUCUGUACAUGCACUCCAAGAAGCACGAGCAGGCCGCUGAAGCUCCCAAAAGCUGCUGUCCCAGCUGCAACAGGCUCUUCCGCUCCAAGCACAGCAUGAAGGCGCACAUGGCCAGACAGCACUGCCAGCGCCAAGGUCUCUUACCUCAGCUGGAAGCUGCCAGUUCUCUCACGCCCAGCAGCGAACUGAGCGGCCCCGGCCAGAGCGAGCUCAUCAACCUGGACCUCUCGGCGCUCUUCUCCGACGCGCCCGCUGGCGGCGGGAGCUCCGCAGGCGGGUCGGACGAGGCCCCGAGCUCCGGAAUCCUGACCAUCGACAUCGCUUCCAUGAGCUCCUCUCUGGGAACGAGCGCUGCCGACGGUGGCUCCCCAGGGCAGGUGGACCCCCUGGUCCUGGUGGCCCACAGCGACAUCCCUCCGAGUCUGGACAGCCCUCUCGUUCUCGGGACAGCAGCCACCGCCGCCCUGCCGCAGGUCCGCGUCAGCGUGGAGGACGUCACCGUGAGCGCGGGCCCGCUGGGCUGUCUGGUGACUCUGCCUGAGCAGCACUUGGCUCAGGACCACCCGCCCGCGCCCUCCAGCGGUGACUUAGCAGCACACGCCACCGUGCCAACCUCCUCGGGCACCCCCGAAGCGCCUGCUCCGGGCGAGGUGGAGUGGGGCUCGCCUCCGGGCCCAGAAGCAGCCGGGCAGUGGGACGGAGACCGGGGGCUGCCCCAGGCUGCUUGGUCCGGCCCGGCGGAGGCGCAGGGCGCUCGGGACACGGAGCUCGGAGCGGGCACCGGCAGCCUCUACUUGCGGUGUGACGUUGGGAGCCCUGGCUUCUCUGAGUACAAAUGGUGUGUGGUGGAUGGGUCGCAGGUACGCCGCGAGCUGUCGAGGGCCGCUCUUUCUCUCUUUGUAGCGCUAAGUAUUGAGACGUCCUCC
Molecule: messenger RNA, 1719 nt
Organism: Propithecus coquereli (Coquerel's sifaka)
Lineage: Eukaryota; Metazoa; Chordata; Mammalia; Primates; Indriidae
Product: zinc finger protein ZXDC-like
Exons: 6
Biological process (GO): regulation of transcription by RNA polymerase II
Cellular component (GO): nucleus
Molecular function (GO): transcription coregulator activity
Source: RefSeq, a predicted model, not a curated record